AUCAAAUGGACGCCACAACUCUUUCGAGAUUGUCAGAGUUUGAAAAAGAGAAAAAGUUUUAUGAUGCUCUUCAAUUCUACCGGACCAAGGUCACACGCAGUUUCCGAUUGAAAAAUGCAAAUGAAGUGGCUAUUCCACUCGUUAAACACGCACUGGAAUUCUUCUUCAGAGAAAAACAAUAUCAAUGCGCCAUCGAUAUCACCACACAAUAUGCCGAGUGUCUCUCGAAAAAUAACGUUGAUCUUGGAGAAGAAGCCUUCAAUAUUCUUGCUGAUAGCGUCUCAAAGUUCGCUAAUUUUGCAGAGAUUGAGAACGAGGCUGGAAAUUCAGAACCCGAACAGUUGUUGAACACUGCACGUUGUAAAUGUGUUGACUUGGCCAUUCAAUGGACAAAGCAAAAAGCAACCACUCCGAUUGAGAAGAAAUACGGUUCCGCAGCCUUUCAUACUGUUCUCGCCAAAAAGCUAGUUGCCGUCGAUCAUGUGGAACUUGCCAAAAAUCAUUUCUUGCUUUCCGAUGACUUUAAAUCAUUCGCCAAUUUCCUUCACCAAGAAUAUGAAAGCUUUAAACAAAAAGAGUCUGAACCAGAAGUCAUUAUUGUUGAAGCCGUUUUUCAGUCACUCUGUCUCGAUCGUUUCCCAUUUGCCGUAUCUCUUUUCACUGAAUACGUGGCUCCUGCCAAGUAUCCGUUCACAAAGCCAUUGCUCAAUUUCCAGCACAUAUUAUUUGACGUUAUUGAGACGGAAAACCAACCUCAAUAUUCGGAGCUCACCUCUAGCUAUCAAACAGAAUUGAAAAGGUCCCUCGCAUUCAUUGGAUAUCUCACGAGAAUUGGGAAGCUCUAUUUCGGAAUUCGUGAUAAUCAAUGCAUGAGCGGCGGUCUGGGUGGACUUUUUUCAGGACUUCUUGGUGGUCAAAAAGAGGAAGAAACUGCAACUUCUCAUAUCACUUCUCGGACUCCAGCUCGUCAAAAGCCAGCUGCCAUGUCUCAACCUUCUCCAUUCGGUCCAUUUGGCGCUCUUGCUGGUGCACCGGCUCCAGCUCCAGUUCCAAAGAAAAUUCAAAAAGUUGAAAUGGAAGAGGAUCUCGAUUAAGUUUAGAUUUCAUGUUAAACUAUACCUUUUCUUAUUGAAAAUUGCUCCUUAUUUACUGGAAAUAUUCCCCGAUUACCCCUUUUUGUUCCGCUCUUCUUUCAUGUGAUAUUGGGUUUAACUGAUGCUUUUUAUUGAAUAUAAAAAUUCGAGUUUA
Molecule: messenger RNA, 1248 nt
Organism: Caenorhabditis elegans
Lineage: Eukaryota; Metazoa; Nematoda; Chromadorea; Rhabditida; Rhabditidae
Gene: cee-1
Product: Get4 family protein
Exons: 5
Coding region: 6-1094 (362 amino acids)
Biological process (GO): protein insertion into ER membrane
Source: RefSeq, marked reviewed